GCGUUCAACUUCAUCUGUACGCUUAGUAACAGGGAUAAAUCUAGAUAAAGCUUUAAUUUGACGUUUAACGAAAACAAAAACAAAAUGGUCAGCUUGAGUGGAGCUCUUGCUGCUACUUGGGUUCCAUUUGUAGUGAUAAUAAUUCUCGCCUUGCUGUUUUCAAUAGUGUAUAUUAAGUAUUUUAUGAGCAAGUAUGAUCCAUCAUUAUCAACAACAAUAUCUGGGAUUAUCCCCCUUACCAUUGCCCUGUUAACAGUAUGUUUGGUGCCUAUAGAUGUGUUUCUAGCCUCAUUUAUGAAGAACAGUGAUGGCACUUUCAAGGAAUGGGCCAAUUCAUCAGAUACCAGAAACUCAGUAGAGAAUACAGUAGCCAUAGGAUACUACACUCUGUAUGCACUGGUUACCUUCUGCCUGUUCUUGCUGUUACCGUUUAUGUACUUCUUUUAUGAAGAAAAAGAUGAGUCGAAUCCCACCUCCUGUAGGUCUAAAUUCUGUACAGCAUCUAAGUACACAGUGGUGUUUCUGAUCAUAGCUGGUGUCCUGAUGUUGAUUGGAGGUCUGGUACCAACAAAGACACAGCCCAAUGUUAAUGCCACCGAAUGGGAUAAUGUGAAGAAUCUGUUUAUGCAGAUGGGCACUAAUGGUGGAGAAGAUGCCCUUUCAUUUGUGAUCAGUAUAUUAAGUUUAAUUGGAAUGUUGGCUCUAAUAACAUACACAGCCUAUGGAAUGUCAGCCUUACCAAUGAGUUUGAUAAAAGGACAAAGCAAUGCUAAAUCAGAAUUAGAGAAAGUCAGACAGAAAAAAAAGGAUAAUAAAGCUCACAUUCAGUCAGUUCGAGAGAAGUAUGGCGGCAGUAGAGGAAGCAGAAACAGACAAACUGUAUCCAAGCUGGAGGAGGAUGAACGAUUACUGGAGAGACAGGAAGCUCAUUUGGAAGAGAAAACAAACUGUUUCCACAGAUGUUUGGUUAUAUUCAGACCAUUUGAAGUAGUUAUAGGAGUAGCUUUCCAACUCCUGACAUUACUCAUAUUUCUGUCUUUACUACUUACAAACAUUGACAAGGCUCUACAUGGGAAGGGAUACAAACUGGGAUAUGCUCUACCAAAGAGGACAUUACCUAACCCUAUCGAUAUUGUACUAGUCUUCUGUCAAAAGGUAUUUCCACUGGACUACAUAUUGUUUACAGCAGUUGUGAUGUACCUUAUUUUCUGCUCUAUGUCAGGAGUCAGAAAUAUUGGAAUAUGGUUUUUCUGGCUGAAGAUGUAUAAGAUCAGACCUCGACGGACAAGGCCACAAGGGAUACUAAUGUUAUGUAUGAUACUCAUGUUCAUAAUACUGGCCAUCAAUAUUGUUGUAUACCAACUGACGCCACAGUAUUCUAUGUAUGGCAGUCAGAUGUUCAAGGCACCUCAUAAUACUACAGUAUUGAACAAGACAACAAUUACAUACAAGCUAGAACAUUGUUCUCUGGAUGCAUCUAGAGAUGAUUGUGUCAUCACCAGGAUGGCCUUGUUGUUGAACAGAUUUUUCUAUAAAAUGUGGUUCUUUGGGGCAGCUUACUACUGGGCUACCUGGGUCUUCUUAGGGUUUAUGGUGUUGGGUUUUUUGGUUGCUGUCAUCAAGAAGAGGAAGUCAGCCAUUGAUGGUGAAGUUGAUGAGGAUGAUUUUGAUGAAAGUGAUGAAGAAAUGAUACAUGCAUAAUUUACAUCAAAGGAGAAAACAUGAUGAAAUACACUUAAUUCUGAGAUGAAGAAACUAUUUAUGCAUAAUUUAUUUUGAGGAGAGUAAUAUUGAAAAUAAGUUUAUUUCAGAGAAUCGAGAUAUGAUUUAUGCUUAAACAACUGUGGCAUGGUACAGGAAUGUUUUAUAUCUGAGUGGAUGAAAAAUUGUUUAUACUUUAAUGACUGUGACCAGAGUGAAAGAGAAAAGAAGUGUAUGUUUGAAUGAUAAGAUGAAUUUAAUUACUUUAUUAUUGCUUUCAGUAUCAUUGGCAAAAGUUUGCAGAAUCUGGAUUAUCAAAUUUGUAUAUGAAUGAUGUUAACCUUAACUCCUACUUCAUCCCUUUUCUUUGUCCACUUUAAGUGUUUUUUUGGGGGGUUUGUUCCAGUCCAAGUGAAAGCGAAUGUUGGACAGAAAGUCUGAGGAAAAAAUGUCACACUUCAGUUUUGUGAACAUUUUUCUUUAAAUAAGGAAAUACCUUUUUAAAAUAAACGUAUUUGUAUUAUUUUGAACUGUUAUAUAAAAUUUAUUUAAUAGA
This is a messenger RNA of Mytilus trossulus (common blue mussel), 2257 nucleotides long. Its product is annotated as probable lysosomal cobalamin transporter. Bases 85 to 1701 code for a protein of 538 amino acids. NCBI's taxonomy places the organism in Eukaryota, Metazoa, Mollusca, Bivalvia, Mytilida, Mytilidae. Gene Ontology annotation, biological process: protein localization to vacuole. The record is from RefSeq and is a predicted model, not a curated record. The transcript is spliced from 15 exons. Gene Ontology annotation, cellular component: vacuolar membrane.